Messenger RNA from Diatraea saccharalis (sugarcane borer), 948 nucleotides. Lineage: Eukaryota; Metazoa; Arthropoda; Insecta; Lepidoptera; Crambidae. The record is from the annotation of a GenBank genome assembly.
AUGUUAAAUGACACUACAUUCAUUGCUUCCGCGAUUGAUGUUUCGGAUAUAGCUAAUGCUAAGGAUUUUCCUACCGAACCACAGCCAUCUACGUCUAAUGCAGUCUCAGAUUAUGUUCAUAAUGACACUUCAUUUAAUAACUACAAAGAAAAGAUAGAUGAUGUAGAUCUUUUUACUUUAAGUGAUUUAGGUGAUUCUGUUGCCGAUAUACCAUCAGAAUUAUACGAUAGCUCCAGUUCUGAUGAUAAUGUAACUUUAUCGACAAAUUGGCUUAGAAAAUACCUGAAGCCUCAGCCGAAACGGCAACAUAAAACUGAAGUUCUUCCUGAUGACAACAACCCCAGACCAAUUAAUACAGAUGAAAAAUCAAUUCAAGAAGAAAAUAAUAGUAUAUUUGUGGCAGAUUACCUUGGUCCAAUUUUUGCUAACAAACAAGAUGCACAGGAAAAUUAUAUUAAAAAAUCCAAAUGUUCUCUCAAACGAAAAAGUCGACACAUAAUGAUAAUUAACAGUUGUAAAAGUAAAUGCAGUCGACACACUCAUAUGGCCGCUGAUGCAGUUCAUGCUAAUAUUGAGCAAAAAAUGAGACGUCAACGUGGUAUUUACGAUUUUGGAGAUUUUAAGGAUUGCGUGUUGAGAUCGAGAAAAAAUAUUAAAAUAUUAGAAAUUCAAAAUCGUUGUAACUGGCCUAAGAAAAAGAGAGCUGGUCGUUUUGGUGAAACUCUCAGAGAGUUUAAGUUAAAGUUUGUGGUCCAGGUCAAAUUCGUAAAGGGUUCAAGAAACCUAUUUUAUAAAACCAGGUCUGACGAAAAUUUUCAAGAAAUAGAAUUUUUACAAAAAAAAAUUAAUGUCAAUUAUUUUGCCCCCCCUGUCGAAGAACCUUGGGGAGUUAACCAAGCAAAGGAGGACGAUAUCAUCUCCAAAUUAGUACCGUUAAUGCCAGCGUAG